Molecule: messenger RNA, 4384 nt
Organism: Alosa alosa (allis shad)
Lineage: Eukaryota; Metazoa; Chordata; Actinopteri; Clupeiformes; Clupeidae
Gene: hif1ab
Product: hypoxia inducible factor 1 subunit alpha b
Exons: 15
Coding region: 341-2800 (819 amino acids)
Biological process (GO): regulation of transcription by RNA polymerase II; cellular response to hypoxia
Molecular function (GO): DNA-binding transcription factor activity, RNA polymerase II-specific; RNA polymerase II transcription regulatory region sequence-specific DNA binding; protein dimerization activity
Source: RefSeq, a predicted model, not a curated record
GGCUCGGUCGGUAGCGAGCACAAUUUCGCACAGCCUACAGUCAGUGCAGAUUCAACUCACGGACAGAGACGCAACUCUUUGUGGUGAAGAUAAACACUGUGUCGUGGAAGACUAAUGUUGUGACCUUCGUCUGAACGGCGUUUGGAUCCCCUUGCAUAAGUAGACAUUAAUAGAGUUUCUAUCUCUAACAUUAAUCUGGAAUUAUAGUCAAGGUCUUUUCUGGGAUAUUCACAUCAGAUUUGCAGGACAGCCACGUCCUUCAGUAAUAAUAGAGCUAGGUGUUGCCGUUUCACCGCGGUGGUCUGGGAAAACUAUACUCAUAGAUAGGUUCCACCCCGGCAUGGAUGUUGGUGUUGGCACUGAAAAGAAAAGGGUGAGCUCGGAGCGCAGGAAGGAGAAGUCCCGCGAUGCCGCCCGCUCCCGCAGGGGCAAAGAGUCGGAGGUGUUCUACGAGCUGGCCCACCAGCUGCCCCUGCCCCACAAUGUGACCUCCCACCUGGACAAGGCCUCCAUCAUGAGGCUCACCAUCAGCUACCUGCGUAUGAGGAAGCUGCUCAAUGCUGACGCAGAUGUGGAGGAAGAGGAGUCCGAGUUGGACAGCCAACUCAACGGGUUCUACCUGAAGGCUCUAGAGGGCUUUCUGAUGGUGCUCUCUGAGGACGGAGACAUGGUCUAUCUCUCGGACAACGUCAGCAAGAGCAUGGGACUCACGCAGUUUGAUCUGACUGGGCACAGCAUCUUUGACUUUGCACACCCUUGUGAUCACGAGGAGAUGAGAGAGAUGUUGGUCCACAGAACAGGCAAGAAGGGGAAAGAGCAAAAUACAGACCGGAGCUUCUUCCUGCGCAUGAAGUGCACGCUUACCAGCAGAGGCCGCACAGUCAACAUCAAGUCUUCCACCUGGAAGGUGCUCCACUGCAUGGGUCAUGUGCGUGUCCAGGAGCAUGAGGAGAUGUCCACCGACUGUGGCUACAAGGAGCCCCCACUCACCUACCUGGUGCUGAUCUGCGAGCCCAUUCCCCACCCGUCCAACAUUGAGGUGCCGCUGGACAGCAAGACCUUCCUCAGCCGCCACACCCUGGACAUGAAGUAUUCCUACUGCGACGAGAGGAUCACAGAACUGAUGGGCUAUGAGCCAGAUGACCUGUUGAACAAGUCCGUGUACGAGUACUAUCACGCCCUGGACUCCGAUCACCUUACCAAGACACACCACGACUUGUUUGCCAAAGGCCAGGCCACCACUGGCCAGUACCGCAUGCUGGCCAAGAAAGGUGGCUUUGUGUGGGUGGAGACCCAGGCCACGGUCAUCUACAACCCCAAAAACUCCCAGCCCCAGUGUAUCGUGUGCGUCAACUAUGUGCUGAGUGGCAUUGUGGAAGGCGAUCUGCUCCUGUCCCUGCAGCAGACCAUCACAGAGCCCAAGACUAAGAAAGCGGAGAAGGUGGAAAUGGACAAGGAGGAGGAGGAGGAGUUGGAGGUGAAAAUGGUGAUGGAAAAGACCUUGAAGGAGGAGGACGAGAAGGAGAAGGAGAACUCUGAGCUGAACAUCACCAAGCUCUUCAUCAGCCACAGCGAGGAGAGCGACUCCGACAGCCUCUACGAGCAGCUGAAGGCGUCCGGCUCGGACCUCACCCUGCUGGCGCCUGCCGCUGGAGACACCAUCAUCUCACUGGACUUCACCGGACCCGACUCUGACCUGCAGCUUCUGAAGGAGGUGCCACUGUACAACGACGUGAUGCUUCCCUCCACCAGCGAGAAGCUGGCCCUCUCCCCCAUGACCUCCCUGGAGUCCUCUCCGUCACUGGCCAGCCCCCUGACCCCUGACCCCGCCACCACGGCGACCAGCUCCAGCCCGGACACCAGCUCCCCAGAGCCCAGUAGUCCCUUGAAUUACUGUUUCACUGUGGACCCAGACAUCGGGGCUGAGUUCAGCAUGGACAUGGUGGAGAAGCUGUUUGCUAUAGACACCGAAGCAAGAACCCCAUUCAGCACUCGGGACAUGUGUGAUCUGGACCUGGAGAUGCGUGCUCCCUACAUCCCCAUGGACGACGACUUCCAACUCCGCAUCCCGUCGCCCCUGGAGACACUCCCGGUGGGCAACCUCCCCAUGGCCGACAUGAGCUCCAUAUUCCAGCCGCUGCCCUCCGACACCUCCUCCUCCUCGCCCUCUGCUUCUCCCUUCUCCUCCUCCUCCUCCCCCUCCCACUCCACCUGCUCCACCCCCGCCCCUUCUCCCGGUGUCAGGGUGGGGAGGCAGGAGCCCCUCUCUCCCGCGCCCCUGCACAUGCUGGUAGAGGGCCAAAGCACCCCCAAAUCCCCGCUGCGCGCAAUGCAUCUCCAGGACUCUGCCUCAGACGUGCAGGUGCGCAGCCUCCUAGACCGGCUCGAGGCCAGCAAACUCACCUCCAGAAUGUCAGCGGUGGACCAGUCAUUAUCUCCAAAGAUGCAGGCUCUGCAGAACAACCAACGCAAGCGCAAGCUGGAGACCACCACACUGGCCCAGGCAGUCGGACUGGGUGCUCUGCUGCAGAGUGUGGACAGCGCCUUAACAACAGAGUCUGGCAAGAGGGCCAAAGUGUUAGAGGUAAAGGGCUCCAGUGUGCUCGGCGGGAACAAGACCAUCCUCAUUCUGCCCUCUGACGUGGCGAGUCGUCUGCUAAGCAACUCGCUGGAGGCGGGCGUAGCAAAUGGCCUGCCUCAGCUGACACGUGACGACUGCGAGGUCAACGCGCCCAUCCAGGACCGCCACCACCUGCUCCAGGGAGAGGAGUUGCUGCGGGCGCUUGAUCAAGUCAUUUGAUUGCUCUCCUGCCCCCUCUCCCUCUCUCUCUCUCUCUCUCUCUCUCUCUCUCUCCUGGCAAUACAGGACACCUCCACAACUCCCACCCUCCUACCCGCCCUAGAACUGUGCCCCAGAUAGCAACCCCCCCUCCCUCCUUCCCAUCUUUCUAUUUAUAUUUUCUAUACACAGUUCUUCUUACACGCCUGGCAAAUGACUUGCUACUUCUGUAAUUGUUCAGACCCAUCCCCACCAUUCCUACCACCCCUACUCCCAUGUCCCUCAAACCCACAUCCAAUCCUACCCUCCAUGCGCGCACACACACACACGUCUCCCAGAGGGAAUCAGAAUGUAGAGGGCACGAUUGCCUCCUGAUUGUGGAGACCCAAAGGGUCAGGGAUGUGGUGUGUUUGUGUGUGUAUGUGUGUGUUUUUGUAAAUGUGUGUUAAUGGCGUUGCACAGUGGCAUCCAACUCAACCGAAGAGUUUUUUCAAAAAACACAUGUCCAGAGCACACACCUCUCACAUGGUGACCACCUCCCCAAAGAUGCCCCUCCCCACUCUCCUUACCCCCAACCCCCAUCCAAAAUAAAACAAUGUCCCUUGUUCUCAAGCAGUGUGUUGCUACAGUCGCACAAUUAUCUAUUUUCUUAAAGAAAGACAAAAACAAACAAAAGCAAAGGAUACCAGCAGUCCAUGCAAUAUACAAAAAAAGGAUUGUAAAGGAUGAUUACUUUUAAUGGAAGAUUUGAACAAUUUAUAUUUUCUCUCUGUCUGUCUUGUCUCGUUUUACUUUGUUGGCAUUGAUGUUUUUCAGUGUUCUUCUGUAGCAGUUUAAUGUUAAGUUUUUUUUUUUUUUUUUUUUUUUUUUUAUGUAUGCCAACAUGCUACUCUAAGGUUUUUUAAAAAAAGAAAACAUUUUACCAUGUCGCUUUCCAUUCAUAAUCUUGUUCCAUCAUUGCGGUCCAGUUCACAGAGAUGCACGAGUGGACCGUUCAAAGAUUAAAUCGCAGAAUUAGGUUUGGCAAAAAAAUGGCAAUGUAAACUGACUGUUAAAGGGAAAUCAAGAGUCACCCCAAACCAUAGAGGGUAAAAGGCGAUACCCCUUUUCCCAGUUGGUGAGUUAGGCAAUGCGUCAUAAACACACAUUUUGGGGAUAGUUUAGAAUUCCCAACUCUAUUUGUAAUAGAUGUCUAGAAGGCUUGUUUUUGUUUUUUGCAAUCAUGUUUUAUUAGGGUGCAUUGUAACAGGUUUGUUGAUGUGUUAGACUUUGUCAGCGUAUAUGAAUAUAUAUCAAUCGUACAAAAAGGCAACUCCGCUACCAUCUUUUCACCUUAUUCAUUACAGUUCUCGGGCAGAUAAAAAUGCAUGUAUCAAGACAAUUUCUUUCCUACUGUGUGCUCAUCAAGAUCAUCUUGUAAGUAACAAUGUUAGCGUUGUUAACUGCAGCUAGAUAAUUUUGUCUUUUCAUAUUUUAGAAAUGCUGUUUUCCUCUGUGAUUCAUCAUAUUGUAAGCCUUUGUUUUAAUUCAUCUCUGCACCCGUAUUCUCUUAACACUAAAUGUAUCGUUUAUUGCAUCAUCAGUAAAGGACAAUUGUGGACCAGA